AUGUUGGUGGAAUCGAAUGUGGACGCCCCGGCGAUGUCUCCCGAAGGCUGUACAUCCCCACAGCCAAGCGACGGCGAGGAGGGUAAGGGCCGAGUGUUCGCCUGCACGAUGUGUUCGUACCGCACAGACCGCAAGAACAACCUGAAGAGACACACGCUGACGAUGCACGAACUUUCCCCGGCGCUUCUAGAGUGCUGUGGCCUGCGUUUCCUCAACAAGGCCGAGCUGAGGAUGCACACGCACAAAUUCCACCGCGACGGCUACCAUUGCGACGUGUGCGGCCGCGUCUUCUGCAGGAAGGCGCUCCUGAAGCGCCAUUACUCCGUCCACUCGGGCUUCAAGGAGUUCUCGUGCCACUUCUGCGGUUACGAGACGAGCCACAAAAGCAACCUGGAGCGCCACAUGCGCGUGCACCGAAAGGACGGAGCGCCUUUACCUCAGCAUCUCCUCGAGGGAGGCUUCCUGCCAGAGCUGUCUCAGCCUAGCGCCACUUUCUCGCCCUCGAUGAAUUUCCGCAGUGGCCUCCUGCCGCGCCAGCCCGCCCUGUCCUGCCCUGUUCUCUGA
Molecule: messenger RNA, 564 nt
Organism: Penaeus vannamei (Pacific white shrimp)
Lineage: Eukaryota; Metazoa; Arthropoda; Malacostraca; Decapoda; Penaeidae
Source: RefSeq, a predicted model, not a curated record